Molecule: messenger RNA, 4263 nt
Organism: Fusarium oxysporum Fo47
Lineage: Eukaryota; Fungi; Ascomycota; Sordariomycetes; Hypocreales; Nectriaceae
Product: Adenylosuccinate synthetase-domain-containing protein
Exons: 28
Coding region: 1-4263 (1420 amino acids)
Biological process (GO): 'de novo' AMP biosynthetic process; DNA-templated transcription; IMP metabolic process
Cellular component (GO): cytoplasm
Molecular function (GO): nucleotide binding; adenylosuccinate synthase activity
Source: RefSeq, a predicted model, not a curated record
AUGUCCGGUAAGCGACAAAGACUCGCAAAGUCCCCCAAGCAAUCCCAGCUCGUUCGAGACCAAGCACCCCCAAAGCGCGACCGACGCCGCGACACCACGCAUUCUGCAGCACCAACUAACAGCAACGUCUCAGGCGAAGCGGAACCUCGACGAUCGGUACGCGCCACUAAAGGUCAGCAUACGAAAUCAUUCGACGAACUUGAGCCUGCGACCGUGCCCAAAAAGCGACAGACUAAGAAGACCAAGAAAGCCAAGGAGCAGGAACAGGAACAGGAACAGCAGCAAGAACAAGAGGAAGAGGAGGAAGAUGAACUGAUCCGUUGUGUAUGCGGCGCCACCGAACAAGAUGAAGAUUCAGGUGAAGCCUGGAUCGCUUGUGAAACCUGCGGCGCAUGGCAGCAUAACGUCUGUGUAGGGGUAAGCUCAUUCGAUGACGAGAUCCCUGAACAUUACUGGUGUGAGCAAUGCCGACCGGACGAUCACAAGGAGCUCCUCGAUGGCAUAGCUAAGGGGGAGAAACCUUGGGAAGCUCGGCGCAAAGCACAUGAAGAGGAGUCCAAGAAGAAGAAGCGUGGCGGACGAAAAGGCAAAGGCAAACGUCACAGCGAGACCAAGGAGGAAGAUAAGACUAAAGCGAAGUCUUCUCCUGUGCCUGUUCCGGACGCAACCAAAGAUAAGAAAGAAACAAAAACGGGGAAGCGAAAAGCCCGCGAAGAGUCUCAUGACGCUGAUAGCAAGUCUGCCAAGGUUCGUCGCAUAUCAGAGAACGGUGCAACUCCUGUUCCUGUCUCCUAUACACCACCUGAUGACCUCGCCAAGUCGAUAUCAGAUCUGCCUGGUUCUCGGACAGGCCCAGCUAAAGCCAUGAGCAAGUCUAUCAGCCAUGUUUUGACAUCGAUGCAGAAGCAGGGCGAACUGGACCUUGAAGAGGGCAACACAAUUGAGUCUAUGACCGAGACUUUCUCGCUUCAGAUCGAGCGCGCCGUCUAUGAUUCUUACCCUGUGACUAAGGGACAGAAAGAAUACAACCAGCAAAUCAAGUCACUAAGCUUCAACCUGAAGAACAACCCGGAGUUGUGUCAUGGACUGGUUCAUAAGACUCUGUCCCCCGCAGCUCUGGCUACCAUGACAUCAGAGCAGCUUGCCUCGUCGGAAAUGAAGAAGCAGACUGCUGAGAUGAAAGCCAAGGCCGAGAAACAGUCUAUUCUCUAUACUUCUGAGACGGGCCCUCGCGUUCGACGAACACAUAAGGGCGAAGAGGUCGUUGACGACGAAACAUUUGUCAACGACUCUGCUGUGCCCCUCCCACCAGGACCCCCUCGUCGACCAGAGCCUCAGGCCGUUAAGAAGGAACCUACAGGAGGCGACAAGGCGGACCUGGCUUCACACCCACAGCAGCAGGACGAUAAGCAGCGAUCGCCAAGUCAUCCUGAUUUCGACAUCAACGAAGUCUUCUCCAGUGUCAAGUCUCCCACUACAACUCAGAAUAGGCGGCCUUCGGCUCUGGUAACUGGAUCCAAUGGCCCGGGCGUGGAUCCCGAUGUAGAUCGCAUGCUCCAAGAUGAGAACGAGUCACCCCCUUAUUCGCCCACAGAGGAGACUCAAGACCCCGAUGUCAUCUGGCAGGGCUCUCUUGCUAUGAGCUCGAUUGCUGACUUCCCAGCGACAGCCAAGUAUAUCGGUGGUGCCAACUUUGCUUCAGUUGGACCGUGGUCCAAGUUGAUUCCUAAGAGGAUGACGGUGGCCGGACGAAUCCCCGAACAAAGUGCUAUCGAAUACCUAUGCAGUCUUCGCUACAGCAACAGUACCGAUGUCAUUGUCGUUUCAGUUUCACCGGUCUCGCCUUUUUCUCAUACUGAGUUUCACAAUCUUCUUAACUACUUCACCAGCAAGAAGCGGUAUGGCGUAAUUGGAGAUAAGACAAUCGUUCCUGCAGGGGAAGACAACUAUCCCGAGUUUAUGCUCAACCUGGUUGAUAAUAAGAUCCCCAAGGUCCGGACGGAACCCAUCUUGCUGGCAGUAUUUGUUUAUCAUAACGAGCCUGACCAGCUCAAACAUCUGAAGGAUGGGACUGCCAAUCAACAAGACGCCAAAGCCCUGGGAACACCAGUGCCUGCAGUACAUGCUCAGAGAAGCAACUCGACAGCGUCCGCCGGCCCGGCAUUCUCUCCGGCGACCCCCCAGGCCCCUCAGGGAGGGUUUCAAGGAGGCUUCCCUCAGCAAUCAUCACCAGGCCAAUGGCAGUCUACAACUCCUGUGCCAAUUCCCCAGCCACCGUACACUCGGCCACCAGUGCCACCACAAGCUCCAACACCGGCACCUGCAGCUGCGCCAGCACAGAUGUUAGAAGCACAAAGGCACCAGGCUCAGCAGGCAGGCGUGGCCAUGGCACACGAGCUCCUGGGACCCUGGAUAACAUCCCCAACCAUGGCCCGCAAGGAGUGGGAAGUCGUAAGGAGGCAUCUUGCAAGGGGCGUGCAGGAGUUGGGCAACGAAGGCUUCCACACGGCGGUUUUGUUUUUUCCUUCAUAUGGGCUAGGCGGCAUGCGAUCUUGUGGAGCUGGUAACUACCUGAAGUAUCUAAAACUACGGUCGAACAUCUUUGCAUUGCAACACAGGUUUCCCAUAUUCUCUACUUACACAUCAUUUAUCCUCACUAGCUCCCUCGGUCUUAAGAGCGUGCCGUACUCCGAGUUCAUAGCAUUCAUAGCAGGGAUAUCAGUAAUUCUAGUCAGGUUUAGUGCUACGAAAUAUUCAAAUUUGAUUUUGCACAACAUGCCUAUCACUGUUAUUCUCGGAGCCCAAUGGGGCAAGGGCAAAUUGGUUGAUGGACAGUGCCAGGAGGCGCAACUCUGUGCCCGAGCCGCGGUAAGCACAAUGCAGGCAGAAACCGAAUACCUGCUAAUCAACGUCAAGGGUGGAAAUAACGCUGGACAUCUCGUGCGUGUAAACGGAGUUUCGUAUAGGAUAUUGAACGUUCAAGCCGGCAACAGCGAGGCUGACAAGUACCAUAGCAUGAACUUCAUUGGCUCGGGCGUAGUUUUCCAUGUCCCAAGUUUCUUUAGCGAGCUCAAGGAGCUUGAGAAAAACCUGACCGCGGUACAUGAUCGGAUCCUUGUUUCUGACAGGGUCAAUGUUCUCUUGGACCUGCACAUCGCAGUGGAUGGUCUCGAGGAGGAGGAACUCGGAGCUAUCGGAACAACAAGACGCGGCAUUGGUCCCUGCUAUCAGACAAGUAGAGCGCGAACUGGCAUCAAAAUGACCGAUGUCUUCCACCCUGAAGUUUUCGAGCAGAAGUUGAGGCGCUUAGCCGACGGCUUUCAAAAGCGCUUCGGAGAACUGCUCGAAUACGACAUCGAGGCCGAGCUUGCUCGUUUCGAUGAGUACAGGCAAACACUCAUACUGACGCAUUGGACAUAUUGCUCAUUUGAGCAAUCACUCUGCUGGCGGAACCCAACAAGGGGUCUGCGCUGUAACAAGCUGUGUAUUAUGUUCACGCCUCGGCAGAAUUCGGGAGUCAUACGGAGACCUGGCUUCUACUCAUCUACUGGCUGGCUGUCGAGAGUGGCACUGAUGCUAGAUGUUGAUUAUGGUUCUUAUCCAUUCGUCACUUCCUCAAGUACUACGCUCGCUGGUAUUAUUGGUGGACUUGCACUGAACCCAAAGAAUAUCACGGAGACGGUUGGAGUGGUCAAGGCUUAUACCACCCGUGUCGGGGCCGGGGCCUUCAAGACCGAAGAUACCGAAGAGAUUGGCACCAAGCUCCAGGAGAUUGGACGCGAAUGGGUGAGACCACAAGCGCCCUGGAGGUUUCUAGCUUCUACCGCUGACAAGACUUACCUAGGGAACGUCGACUGGCCGCAGACGCCGAUGUGGAUGUACAGUAACUCGAUCAAUUACUACGACAGCCUGAAUCUCACAAAGCUCGACGUUUUGGAUACUUUCGAAACGAUCAAGAUUGCCAUUGCCUACAAGAUCGAUGGAGAGGAACUGGAUUCUUACCCUGCAGAUCUUGAAAUCCUGAACCGAGCGGAGGUGGUUUACCACGAGAUGCCAGGCUGGCAAAAGCCGACCACCAACGCGAAGACCUUCUACGACCUCCCUAGGGCGGCCCGCGAUUACGUUGAGGUGAGCAUAUUUACCUGGGCUAGCAUAACGAACAGUGGCACUGACCACCAGCAGUACAUCGAGAAGUUUGUUGGAGUCAAGAUCAAGUACAUUGGCACCGGUCCUGACCGUGAGGCCAUGAUCCAGCGUGCCUAA